Messenger RNA from Paramecium tetraurelia, 420 nucleotides. RefSeq lists its product as uncharacterized. The transcript is spliced from 3 exons. Lineage: Eukaryota; Ciliophora; Oligohymenophorea; Peniculida; Parameciidae. The record is from RefSeq and is a predicted model, not a curated record.
AUGUCCAAAAUUUUGAAACUUAGACAUAUUAUGAUGGGUAUGAUGAAUAGCAAGGAUUGCCAUGAAAUAGUGAAGUAGAGUAUCAAAAUAGUAAGUCGAUUCAUCGAGAUAAUGGCGAUAAUCUUAAAUUUCAACAAAUUUGGUGAAGUAACCAAUGCAAUUCCAAAGAUCAUGACACAGAUGUUGUAUGCUAAUUGGCUUUGGUAAUGGAUCGAAAAGGUUAUUAAGAUCAUGAUAAAUUUGAAUAUCCUCAAAAAUUUGUAUAUUUAAAUUUCUCCUAAUGGCCAAUAUGGUUAUUAAUAGAAUAUUGCAUAUGUCGAUAAUUUCUACUUGCUGGGAUUGAAUAAAUAGAGGCAACGCAACGUAAAACUGAUGAUGAUACCACAAUCGAAAUAUUCUUGCUUUCUAAUAAUAUUAUGA